Molecule: messenger RNA, 5293 nt
Organism: Seriola aureovittata
Lineage: Eukaryota; Metazoa; Chordata; Actinopteri; Carangiformes; Carangidae
Product: probable G-protein coupled receptor 21
Exons: 1
Coding region: 1041-2111 (356 amino acids)
Biological process (GO): G protein-coupled receptor signaling pathway
Cellular component (GO): membrane
Molecular function (GO): peptide binding; G protein-coupled receptor activity
Source: RefSeq, a predicted model, not a curated record
GGGGGAGGAGAGCGAGCAGCAGUGGCAGUGCUGCAUCAUCACUAUACUGCCACUACAGCAGAGGAGAGGCAGCCUGACUGCCUGACUCUCUCUCUCUCUUUCUCUCUCUCUCUCUCUCUCUCUUUUUCUCUCUCUCAUACACACACAUUCAUGCACACUCACUCUCUCUCUCACACACACACACACACACACACACACACACACACACACACACUGGAGGGAAGCCGGCUGCUUCUCAACCUCACAAGAAGCCUCGCGGAGCAGAGAAGUCCCUGGUGACAUGAUCCAUCACCUGUCUCCGGGACUCGAGACGCUGCAUGUGUGUGUUCAUCCCUGACAACGGACCAUGGACGAGGCUGCUACCUCCACAUCUGACGCCGUUUGUUUGGACUGUCUUAUUUUGUUUGCUGAGGCGCCCGUGACCGGCGGCAUGGAGGAGUGUUAACGUCGGAGCUGCCGGGACAUUUCGGCAUUGUGUGUGUUUUUUUUUUCCCUCCCUCUCGCUUCAGUAGAGCCAGAACUCUAACGGGUGGAAGUGGAUGCCUGGGUUUUUUCGGCGGCUGCGUACCGGAGCAGAGUGCUUACCUCAGGAUUUGUAGUGAAGAGGAAGGGGGGGGGGGAUGAUAAACAGCAGCGAGGAGAGGACGGCUUGCACUGCAGCAUCAGACUGGCAUCUCUUGUUGUACGUUGGGGAUUUUCUUUUGCCUCUUGUGGUCGCACACAUGCACAAAUCUCACCCCCAGCAGCAGCAGCAGCAGCAGCAGCAGCAGCAGCAGCGGAGCCGGGCUGUGGUUUCCAUGCACCGAUGGACUACUGCUACUUUAAGGAUGGGCUCCCUGCCCGCUGAGGCACAGAAGAUGCUGAUUUAAGAAGAACAGGAGGCACGCUUUGUUUUCUGAGCCGAAGACGGGACGAGUAACUUCAGGAUUAAGGAUAAAAAGAGAGAGAGAGAGAGAGACUUGGAUGACAGGAUGACGGUUGAGUUGAGCUGAAACCCCCCCACCCCCCUCCCCCUCCUCCUUCCCUCGUCUAGUCCAAACAUGAACUCUUCCUCCGAUGCGAACCAAAGCAGCUCUCCGCCGUUCUGCCUGCUGGGCGCCGUGGGUUACUCCCACAGCCUGGAUACCUGUGUGCUGGAGGUGGUCGUCAUCCUCUUCCUCACUGUGCUCAUCAUCGCCGGCAACCUGGUGGUGAUCUUCGUCUUCCACUGUGCCCCCCUGCUGCACCACCACACCACCAGCCACUUCAUCCAGACCAUGGCCUACGCCGACCUGCUGGUGGGCGUGAGCUGCCUGGUGCCCUCGCUGUCCCUCCUCCACUACCUCCGCGGCCUGAACGAGGAAUUCACCUGCAAGGCGUUUGGUUACAUGGUUUCUGUGCUGAAGAGCGUCUCCAUGGCGUCGCUGGCGUGCAUCAGCGUAGACCGCUACAUCGCCAUUACCCGCCCGCUGUCGUACGCCACGCUGGUGACGCCCUGCCGGCUGAGGGUGUGCAUCGUCCUCGUCUGGGUUUACUCUGCUUCCAUCUUCCUGCCGUCCUUCUUCGGCUGGGGGAAGCCAGGUUACCACGGGGACAUAUUUCAGUGGUGCGCCGACUCCUGGAAAACUAACCCUGGGUUCAGCACCUUCAUUGUGGCGCUGCUCUACGCCCCGGCAGCGCUCACCGUCUGCUUCACUUACGGUAGUAUAUUCAGGAUCUGCCGGCAGCACACGAGGGAGAUCACCCAGCGCCACGCCCGCUUCAGCUCGCAAGCGGAGGGCGAUAAAGGCGAGCGUGGGGAGCGGUGUGAAGGCUGCCCGGACAAACGCUACGCCAUGGUGCUGUUCCGCAUCACCAGCGUCUUCUACGUGCUGUGGAUGCCUUACAUCCUCUACUUCCUCCUCGAGAGCGCCGGACUGUAUCAACAUAAGGUGGCGUCCUUCUUCACCACGUGGUUGGCGAUUAGCAACAGCUUCUGUAACUGUCUCAUCUACAGCCUCUCCAACAGCGUCUUCCGGAAAGGUCUCGGCCGCCUCUUUAGCCCGUUGUUUCCUUCCUGCCUCGGUUGCACGGACGCCAAAAAAGCCCCGGUUCCCGUCAGCCCCCGCUCAGCCCCUCGAUGCCAAGUAUGAUCCUCGACGACGAUGGAUUCGGUUCGGUCACUUUGGAGGCUCGGCCCUCUGUGCGUGUGCUUUGCUCUCAGCUGCGUGGCAUGACACAGGUCUUUUUGGUCCGGCAGUAAAAUGCGUCGAGGACCUCCUGCACGGAGCGCGGAGAGGUGCCCGUGCAGAAGCCUGCUGGUCGUCACGAAGGCUGAUUUUUGUGGAAAGAGGAAGCUGGGUCUCGCUGCUCUUUGACAGCAGCAAGGAUCACAAGCGGAUGGAAUAAGAAGAAGAAGAAGAAGAGUGGACUGUAGGAAUAAGGUUCAUGUAUGUUAGUCCAGAGGCCUGCAUUGACUUAAGAACUCCCAGAAGCAAAAAAAAAAAAAAGCAAAAAAACAAAAAAAGGAAAGCACAGCACGACUUGUGUUGUGCAAUUCACUGAAAUGCAAAAAAAAAAAUUGUUUUAAAUCUUUUCAAGCUUGACUGAAAAAAAUCUGCAAAUUGUCUUGGUUCUUUCAGGGUAGAAGUAGGUGAUGCAAAAAAAACAAAAACACUUGAAACAGACUACUGAUCUGUUUCCCCUUAGGGAAGUCCAGAUACUAAUGUGUGUAUGAAAAAUCCUUCAUGAAGAAAUCAUCUGUUAAUCAGCGAUCGAUAUGUGUGUGUGAGUUACAGAUGUGUAUCUGAUGGACCUUAAGCUCAUUUCCCAGAGAGAAGACUGAGGUUUAUCAAAAGGAUUCCUCUCUUUUGAAGUUGGUGGGAAGCUGUUUACACAGUCUCGGGUUUCACAUGAAAAUAUUGAUUUAAGAAUUAGCUUUACUUUCUAAAGAUGACCGCUGAGCCCGGGAAGUUUUCCCGCCAGCAGACGGUAGCGGCGCAUCCUCGUCAAUGAGACAAUAAAUGAUAUUUAUUUUGGAGAGUUUUAUUCUCUUUGCGUUUCCUCCUCAGGUUUAUCAGCAGUUGUUUUUAAGCCUCCGGGCUGUUUUGCUUUGCUCUCAGCUGAAACAGUAUGUGACCCUUAAAUCAAAAGCCACGUAGUGUCAUAAGAUAGUCACCUCCUGACCUGUUGUGCAGUUGUGUCAGUGUUAAUGAUGAAUCUGCUGUCUGCCGGGAUCACAGGGCGAUCUCAUGCAAAGACUGACUUCAUUGUAAUCUGUAAAUUUGUUGCUUCUCUCUCUCUCUCUCUCUCUUUCUCUCUCUCUCUCUCUUUUUAAGUCGUCUAGCAGCUGGCGGCGGCUCAGAUCAGUGCAAAGUGGAGGAGAGGAGUUUAUGGCUGUGCUUCACGAGCCAGACCUCCAGAGUGUAAGAGGGUCAGAGCACUUUUCUAAGAGCCGGUGGCUUGUGGCUUUUUGGCGUCAUGUAAAUACACUAAAUAUUUAAACAGCAGCAAACUGAGUCCUUUGGGGGAUUUUUGGCGGCCCCUGAUGUAAAGUAGAUCUCUGGGGUUAAAGAUAAUUAUGUGGGUAAAGUGUUAUGUUUUUCUAACAGGAUAAUUUAUUUGUCACAGCUAAGACGUGCUGCACUGAGACUGAACCUGGGUUUUUUUUACAGUGUUGAGAAGAAGGAAAAGUGUUUCUUUAUAUGCAGCAGGAAGUUUGAGGACUUUUAGAUUAAGAUUGAAGAUGUAGUUUGGUUUUAAAGUCACAAUGAAAUGGCAUCUCUGAGAGCGUCUUGCUCCUGAAUUUUACUUAUUUGUGGAAAGGGGAGAGAAAGAAACUAGAUGGGAGGAUUUUUCAUGAUGUAAUGCUGUAUGGCCAAAAAUAUAUGGACACCACACAAAUACUUUUGGUGCUCUUUUUGUCUGGGGAUGAUUUUCAAGGCUCCUUAAUUACACUAUGGAUAAAUCUCAAUUGAAUCUGAAACAAUAAGUUGAAUAAUUGAUUAGUUGAUCAACAGAAAAAUAACUGUCAGCUUUUUUGAUUAUUAAAAUGAUUAGUUUUUCAAGCAAAAUAUCAAAUUAAAUGAAUAUCUUUGGUUGGAAAACAUAAUCUACGUGGAGUCUUCGUCUUGGGGUUUAAUGAUGUGAACUGUGAUUUAACUUUAUAUUUGGUAACGUCAGUUUUACCAUCUAAGAAAUAUUAUGUUAGAAAAAUAUAUAAUUUUCCUGAAAACUGCAUGUAAAAUGUAAAACACUCGAAACAAACCACAGUUAAAAGUUGUGUCUGGUAAUGUCGUUUAUUUAUUGGUUUAAUUAACAGGGAAAGUACCUGUAAGUGUAAAUGUACCAAAAUUAGAGCCUGCUGCCGCACUCGCUGCUUUUCCACAGAGAAAGAACAAGACCGCUAAAACAAGAGAGCUACAUCCGGUUCAAGCUAACAGAUGAGCUAGCCGUAGCUAGCUGUAGCUAAAACUAGGCUACAUGUUUGCUUUUGCUACUCAACUGUCACCUGGCAAUGACAAAUAACAUCUUGAUAAGUUUAGUUUGUUAUCCAACAAUAGCUAAUUUCAGCUGUGAUGGAGACUAACUAAAACCUGGCUAAACGUUGACUAGCCUAGCUUAGCAGAGCAGCAGUUGGCUAAUUGCCAUCUCAGCUUGUGUCCGCUUGUGGAACUGAAAUUAUUUAUUGCGGUCAAGCUACUGUACUUUUAAUUCACAUAUUUAAACUUAAUAAAUGGUAUAUUCAUUUAUUAUGUUGAUUUCAAGGAAGGUAUUAACAAAUAUUGAACUGAAAAGCUACAGAAAAAGUUUAUCUAUGAUGUAUUUCUUCCCUCAAAGUCCCUGAAGAUUAUUAAAGGCAGAGUGAAGAUUUUAGGUUUGGUUUAUCCUGAUGAUUUUGGGGGUAAAAAGACAUAAAACGACGACAGUUAAUCUGAAAAUGUUAAUAAACUCUUAUUUAUUUCUCAACUUAAGCUUCUCUGUAGGGCACACACAAGGUCAUGUUGUACGUUAUUAAUAUAAAAUAAAUUCCACAUAUAAUUUUGAUAUAAAGAUUUGAAAAAUGUGAAAAAUCUACAUUUAUUGUCACAGGUGUGUGUGCCAUCACAAGGGAAAUUAGUUUAAAAAUGUUCAUUCUUGAUGUUGGAAAACUCACCACGGGGCCCGUUUAAUAGCAGAUUUGAAGCUUUCGGUCGUAUCACAUGAUCUUCCUCAGCAGAGUUUGCUGCUCUGUUGAAAUUGUAGAUAUUCACAUUAAAUUGAUUGUAAUUCAAUUUUCAUGUAAAAAGUUUCAUGUUUUAUUUCAUUGUGACUUUAAAAGUAACUGUUGCCUUGA